AUGUCGGUCAUCCAGAAUGAAGAGCUGGUCGCGUAUCAGCUGCGCUGUGGCUACCUUACAGAAAUUGCCGAUGGUGUCGGCGAACGCUUGAUCACUCUUAAUGAGGGGUUCAUGAACUCGUCGGCUUUCAAGGCCGUCGCAUGGCAAGCAAACCCAGAUCUUGUUAAGCGAUGCUACUCCCCUCCGAUUCCGACUGCUAUUGCCUCCGAAUACUUUCAGGCACCGCGACAAGCGGGUGUCACCCUUGAAGAUGAACCUGAUGAGACUGGAAUGUUGACAGGCGGGGGCACCGACACGCUGGGACCCGGUAUGGCCACUAGAAGGAGGAGACGACGAGAAACACUGGAGGAUGACGACAGCAGUGAUUUGAGCGAUGAAAGUGACGAUGAUGAUCCCAGCCAACGAGCUGCUCAGCAGAUUAAGUUCGCGAAGAUGCCCGUCAGAUCGAGGGCCGGCUCCAGCCCGAUUCAGUCCUCCCAAAUCAAGCAGUCCCCAGCCUUGUCCCCCCGAGCAGCCCCUGGAGCGCGACGAGGGUCGCAGUCAGCCUUGGAAAUUGUCAAGGAGAGGGCUCGAAGAGACACUGUCACUAGUAGCGAAGUAUCUUCGGAGAAUGAGUUCGAUGCCUCUGGAUUCCACCGGCAGAGAGAGGCUGCUAGAGCUGCCGCCAAAUCUGUUAAGCUCCAGGCCAAGAUCAUGGAGGAACCCAAUAUCGGAAUCAAGCGGUCAGGUACGGGACUUUUGCCGGAAGAAGAGGAAGACUCGGAUGGGUCAGAUAUGUCUGGGGCAUAUGUCGAAAGUAUUGACUCGGCGUCUAUUCUCGAUGCCGUCCAAAACCCAGAUCCUCCUCCUCACAAACAGGUUGUUGGCACACCUCCUCGAGAAUUCACAAGAACAUCUACAAUCCGAAAGUCGCAAGCACCACCUAGAGUUCUUCGACCGUUACCUCCGCCUCGCCCUAUGAGCACUAUCCGGCCCAUGAGCAUGAUUCAGCCCAAGAGCUUGUUAUCUGCAGCACUAAAGGCAAGAAAGACUAAACCCAAGGUGCCUUUCGAGAACUUUGCGGCACUUUCUGGCCAAGGCGAGAAUAACCCCAUCGCUGUCCGCAUCUAUCCUGCAUUUUCGGAUGAUCCCGAGAAGCCAUACGAGGUCCUAAUACGACGCAUGGUGCACCACGGCGAAGGUGGUGACCGGUCUGUCACAGUUGCUGAUCUGAUUGGGCUCGCCCUUUGGAGAUACAACGAGGAAAAGCGACAGCCUCCCAUACCCUCAGAUAAGACAAACAUCAAUUGGUGGACAUUACGAAUGGUGGAGGAAGAUGGCGAGGUCGAUGAUGACUUCCCACCCUUUGAACGGACCAAAACGUUGACCUCUUUCACAACGGCUAACAACCGUGCGGCUGGAAGAAUGCGCGCAAACUCCAAGACUCACGACAACUUUGGUCUGGUCAUGGCUUCUCAAUCCGAAUUUAAUGAGAAUCAGAGCAUUACGCCUCAGCCCGAGGAGGAGGAGACGGCUGUAGAAGAAACGGCAGAUGAAGAUACUACACCUCGCAACACGCCGCAGCCAAAUAUGCAUCAAUUUAUGCCAGUCUCAGCGGAGCCUCGCCCGAACCCCGUUACGAAUACUACCUAUCGUCAACAGCAUAGUAUGUUCGCCGACGCACCUCAGGCGCCUGCUGCCGCGCCAAACCCUAGUCGAGGUCAACAAAAGCUUUUGCGCGUGCACCUUCAUUCGACGGAUGUGGCUCCUGGGCAACUAGUUACACUGGAUACCACCACAGAGACGUACAUGGCCGAGGUACUGGAUCUUGUGUGUCGUAAGAGACAGCUGGACAAGGCCAAUCACGUACUCAAAAUGCCAGGUGGAGGCCCUGUGAUUUUGCUUGACACCAAGGUCCAGGCGAUCGGUAGUCUGUCGGAUCUAGAGUUGCAUCGGCGACGCUUCGCCACGGACGGCCCGCUUGCCAUGACGGGCUCACCAAGUAGCGCUUCGCCGAAGCUCCUUCCCUUCGUGGACGGGCAGCCAGGACGUAAGGCGAAGAAGACGCACAUUAUGGGCAGCCACCCGCUCGCUCAAGAGGCGAUCAAGCAGGCAGAGCUUACUAGUGCCUACCAUAAAUCGUGGGUUGUCUGGCGCUUGCGUACAGUCCGCAUGAUUACACAGUCGGAGAAACGAUUCGAGAUUGAUGGAGAGUAUGUGCAUAUCAAGCCGACGACAAGGGAUUCCAAGACAACGACGGCGCACAUAUCACAGGUAAUCGGAUGCAAGGUGUCAAGCAAGCAUCCGAACCAGUUCAAGGUGUGUUUGACAUGA
Molecule: messenger RNA, 2313 nt
Organism: Colletotrichum truncatum
Lineage: Eukaryota; Fungi; Ascomycota; Sordariomycetes; Glomerellales; Glomerellaceae
Product: stress-activated map kinase-interacting protein
Biological process (GO): TORC2 signaling
Cellular component (GO): TORC2 complex; plasma membrane; cytoplasm
Molecular function (GO): phosphatidylinositol-4,5-bisphosphate binding
Source: RefSeq, a predicted model, not a curated record